Molecule: messenger RNA, 994 nt
Organism: Condylura cristata (star-nosed mole)
Lineage: Eukaryota; Metazoa; Chordata; Mammalia; Eulipotyphla; Talpidae
Gene: MACROD1
Product: MACRO domain containing 1
Exons: 11
Coding region: 98-829 (243 amino acids)
Biological process (GO): DNA damage response; peptidyl-glutamate ADP-deribosylation; purine nucleoside metabolic process
Cellular component (GO): nucleoplasm
Molecular function (GO): ADP-ribosylglutamate-[protein] hydrolase activity
Source: RefSeq, a predicted model, not a curated record
CUACGGCCCCUGUGCGCGGACCCCAGCGGGAGUUGGGGCUGGGGGGGCGGCGGCGGUGGGGCGGACAGCCGGGGUGCGCACCUGGGCCCCCCUGGCCAUGGCGGCGAAGGUGGACCUGAGCACCUCCACCGACUGGAAGGAGGCAAAAUCGUUUCUGAAGGGCCUGAGUGACAAGCAGCGGGAGGAACAUUACUUCUGCCGGGACUUCGUCAGACUGAAGAAAAUCCCCACGUGGAAGGAGACGGCGAAAGGGGUGACCGUGAAGGUGGAGGAGCCCAAGUACAAGAAGGACAAGCAACUCAACGAGAAGCUCUCCCUGUUCCGAGGGGACAUCACGAAAUUAGAGGUGGACGCCAUCGUCAACGCCGCCAACAGUUCCCUGCUCGGAGGCGGAGGUGUGGACGGCUGCAUUCACCGGGCUGCAGGACCCCUGCUCACUGACGAGUGCCGCACCCUGCAGAGCUGCGAGACCGGCAAGGCCAAGAUCACUGGCGGCUACCGGCUGCCCGCCAAGUAUGUCAUCCACACGGUGGGGCCCAUCGCCCACGGGGAGCCGAGCGCCAGCCAGGCCGCCGAGCUCCGCAGCUGUUACCUGAGCAGCCUUGACCUGCUGCUGGAGUACCGGCUCCGCUCAGUGGCCUUCCCCUGCAUCUCCACCGGAGUGUUUGGGUACCCCAACGAGGCAGCAGCAGAGGUGGUGCUGGCCACGCUGCGUGAGUGGCUGGAGCAGCAUAAGGACAAGGUGGAUCGGCUGGUCAUCUGCGUGUUCCUGGAGAAGGAUGAGGGCAUCUACCUGCAGCACCUGCCCCGCUACUUCCCUAUGGCCUGACGGCACCCCACCGCCACCCUGACCAGGACUGAUUCGCCUGGGCCUGCCGGACCUCGCUCGCAGCUCUAAAGGUCCCGAAGCCUGCAGCCUAGCCGGGCCACCCCCUUCCUUCCAUGGCCCCAGGCCCUCAGGAGCCUCCUAAUAAAGAUCAUCUUUGUUGCAGUG